CUGCGGUCACGGAAAAACAGCGGAAGCAGCGCUCUGACGUCAGCAGGUUAUCAUGGAGGAAUAUGCCCGUGAACCCUGUCCAUGGAGGAUAGUUGAUGACUGUGGCGGUGCAUUUACCAUGGGAGCCAUUGGAGGGGGGGUGUUCCAGUCUGUUAAAGGCUUUCGAAACGCACCUGUGGGUGUUCGACACAGGCUAAGAGGGAGCGCAAAUGCUGUGAGAGUAAGAGCACCACAAAUUGGAGGUAGUUUUGCUGUAUGGGGUGGCCUCUUUUCCACCAUAGACUGUGGUCUGGUGCGUUUGCGGGGUAAAGAAGACCCUUGGAACUCCAUCACCAGUGGAGCCAUGACUGGAGCUAUACUGGCUGCUCGCAGUGGUCCGCUAGCCAUGGUGGGCUCUGCAAUGAUGGGGGGGAUUCUGCUUGCCCUAAUCGAGGGAUUUGGGAUACUUCUUACAAGAUACACAGCACAGCAGUUUCAGAAUCCGAGUCCUUUUGCGGAGGACCCCAGUCAGCUUCCUCCGAAAGAAGGCCAAGAGACACGCGGUUAUGGACAGUAUCAGUAAAAUCACUGUUGCAGUGGUGACUGUAAUAUUAUAGACUGUGAAAAAGAGAGGAUUGUUAGAAGUUUAGGACACUUAUCAUAGUUUACAGUCCCCCUCUUAGACAGGGGGAUCCUCCUGAACCUCUCAUCCUCUAUUAGAUGGCCACUCAGGGGCAAGUAGUAUGCCAUUUGUAUUAUGUAUGAAUUGUAAUAUAAACUUGUCUUUUGUCAUGUUGAAAAAGGAAUAUUGUCACCCUCUCCCAAAGAUUUUCAUCAAGCAUACUGAGGCAGAACUCAAUCUACAUUUUUAUAGUUCAUACAAGCCUGUUUGAACAUCUCAUACUAAUACAAAUAUACUGUAUAGCUAACUAGAACAUGCAGAGAUAUUCCUGAUAUGUAAUUAACCUGCAAGAAGACAUGAAUAAUGAUUGCUGUGAAAGGUAAUUUUAAAAUAGUUCAAAUUUUUAUUUUUACAUCACUGAUGCAGUGUUAUGGAAACAAGCUACAGUACAUUUUAUAUAAGGUUUUUCUUAAUCUAAUACAUGACCUGAACACCAGUGAUCUAUUUUAGAUUUUGAUUUAGAUCUUCUUGAGUUAUUAUAAUUGAGAUCUUUCAGAGACUUACUGAUAAAAUGAAAUUAAUUUAUCUCUAAAACACAAUGUGGAAUCAAUGUGUAUAUUCAACUUUAAUGUUUCUCUACCAAAGUAAAUUCAUUCAUCCUCUCCAUAUUUUCAGUCUCUCCUGUUUGGUACUGAUUAUUUUCCUACGCUCUCUUUAUCACAAUCUUUGUGUAAUGACUCAUAGGUUUUUCUUUUUCCUGGAUUUUUGACUAUUUAUUUUUGGAGCACUGCAGAAAAGGGAGAUGUUUAAGAGGAUAUGUGUGUAUAACCUGUCUCAAUAAAGUAUUUUAUGGUUGAUGCUUA
This is a messenger RNA of Onychostoma macrolepis, 1464 nucleotides long. RefSeq names its product translocase of inner mitochondrial membrane 17 homolog B (yeast) (gene timm17b). The record is from RefSeq and is a predicted model, not a curated record. Gene Ontology annotation, molecular function: transmembrane protein transporter activity. Gene Ontology annotation, biological process: protein import into mitochondrial matrix. Gene Ontology annotation, cellular component: mitochondrial inner membrane; TIM23 mitochondrial import inner membrane translocase complex. Bases 53 to 562 code for a protein of 169 amino acids. Lineage: Eukaryota; Metazoa; Chordata; Actinopteri; Cypriniformes; Cyprinidae. The transcript has 6 exons.